GAAGCGAUUGGCCGUUAAGCAUGAAUCGAAUUUACGCCCCGAUCCUCAUCCUCUUUCUUGCACCGACUCACGGGGUGCUGGGUCAUUCCAACUUUGAUGUGAUGUUUGACAAGAUCGACCAGCUCAACGGCACAGACCUGCUGGACCUCGCAAAGCUGCGAGUACGCAAAUUCAAUCGAACUAUUUCGAUACUGGAUGGGAGUAUGGAGCUACGCAAAGACGUGGAUGAUAGGACUGAGCUGUCCGUUCGGUUGGCGUACAGUUCCAAGGGUAACAAUCAGUUCAACGAGUACCCGAUGAAAAUCGCCCCGCAGAAGAUCUGCCAGUUUUUCAACUCGACCUGGCGUGAGUACUAUUCGUACUUCAACGAGACGACUAAUUUCCCCGAAAUUGGAGAGUGUCCCGUAAUGGCGAAGGUGUUUACCGUGAAAAACCAUAUUCUGGAUGCCUCUAUGUUCCCGCCUUACAUGCCGAAGGGCCUUUGGAGAUUUAGUAUCAUGGGACACACCGUUGGUCAGGAAGAGGUGAUCAUAAACGUUGACGUUUACUUCAAGCUGGAGGAUAAAGGGAUUUUCUGAAGCAUCUAUGUAUGAGUAGACUACCUUUAUUUUUCAUUGUAUCUAAAAUGAAUAAAUUUGGUUCUCUGUUUUCUUUUGACGUAGAAUUGCGUGUUUCGAGAACAUAUCGGAGGGUAGACAAU
This is a messenger RNA of Toxorhynchites rutilus septentrionalis, 700 nucleotides long. RefSeq lists its product as uncharacterized. The record is from RefSeq and is a predicted model, not a curated record. The transcript has 2 exons. NCBI's taxonomy places the organism in Eukaryota, Metazoa, Arthropoda, Insecta, Diptera, Culicidae. Bases 21 to 578 code for a protein of 185 amino acids.